This is a messenger RNA of Rhizophagus irregularis DAOM 181602=DAOM 197198, 408 nucleotides long. NCBI's taxonomy places the organism in Eukaryota, Fungi, Glomeromycota, Glomeromycetes, Glomerales, Glomeraceae. The record is from RefSeq and is a predicted model, not a curated record.
AUGUCCUUUCAGUACUCGGGUGGACUUCUGAAGUACAAAAAUCCAAAGAUUCGUUUGGCUCUCGGGUUCAGUGGGCUUUCGAGUUUUGAAGAACAACGAAAAAUCAAGAUUCGUCUCAGGUGUCUCAGGUGGGAUUCCAAAAAACAGAAUACUCAAAGAUUCGUAGGUUUUUUUCAGUUCUUGGGCAUUGGAUAUAUAGGUUUUGGCUUUUGUUUCUUAGGCUUUGAAUAUACAGGUUUCGGCUUUCGUUUAUUGGAUGUUGGAUAUAUGGGUUUGGCCUUUGGUUUUUGGAUGUUGAAUAUACAGAUUUCGGUUCAUGGAUUUUGGAUAUAUGGAUUCGACUUUCAGUUUUUGGGCUUUGGAUAUAUGGCUUUCAGUUAUUGGGCUUUGGAUAGGUUUUCACUUUGA